Molecule: messenger RNA, 5372 nt
Organism: Heteronotia binoei (common prickly gecko)
Lineage: Eukaryota; Metazoa; Chordata; Lepidosauria; Squamata; Gekkonidae
Gene: RECQL5
Product: RecQ like helicase 5
Exons: 19
Coding region: 87-3185 (1032 amino acids)
Biological process (GO): double-strand break repair via homologous recombination
Cellular component (GO): cytoplasm; chromosome
Molecular function (GO): 3'-5' DNA helicase activity; ATP binding; four-way junction helicase activity
Source: RefSeq, a predicted model, not a curated record
GUGAUGGUUUGCUGUGGAAGUAGGUAAAUGUGUUAUGAUUCUCUUCUUAUCCCUGCCUUGAAUCGUUUGUAGUGCUUCCCUUUAAGAUGAACGGCUGCUUUUCUGCAAGACUGGAAGCCAGAGUUCAAGAAACUCUGAAAAAAGUGUUUGGAUUUGAUUCUUUCAAGACAUCAUUGCAGGAAAGGGCAGUGAUGACAGUGGCAAAAGGUGAAAAGGAUGUUUUUAUAUGUAUGCCCACUGGGGCAGGGAAAUCUCUAUGCUACCAGCUUCCUGCAGUCCUGGCAUCAGGCAUCACCAUUGUUAUUUCACCUUUAAUUGCACUGAUUCAGGACCAAGUGGAUCAUUUGCUGUCCCUGAAUGUGAAAGUAAGCUCUCUGAACUCCAAAAUUUCUGCUCAGGAGAAAAAAGCCAUCGUUGCUGACUUGAUGAGUGAGGAACCCCAGAUAAAGCUCCUGUACAUCACACCCGAGAUGGCAGCUUCCUCUUCCUUUCAACCCACUUUGGAGGUUCUGGUGUCCCGAAAUCUUCUCACGUAUCUGAUAGUUGAUGAGGCUCACUGUGUCUCCCAAUGGGGACAUGACUUCCGACCAGACUAUCUGCGGCUCGGUUCCCUGCGUCAUCGUAUACCCAAUGUGCCAUGCGUAGCCCUAACUGCCACAGCUACGAAGCAGGUUCAGGAUGACAUUGUAACAUCGCUUAAACUAAGGCAGCCUGUUACUGUCUUUAAGACAUCUUGUUUCAGAUCUAACCUAUUUUAUGAUGUGCAAUAUAAAGAGCUCUUAACUGAUCCUUAUGAAAACCUGAAAGAUUUUUGUCUGAAGGCUCUUGGGCAGAAGAGCGCUUCUGGGGGCUAUUUGGGUUGUGGAAUUGUCUACUGCAGGAUGAGAGAAGUAUGUGAUCGAUUAGCUAUUGAACUAAGUCAUAGGGGAGUGAAAGCCAAGGCCUAUCAUGCAGGAUUGAAGGCUGCAGAGAGAACAUCAGUUCAAAAUGAAUGGAUGGAGGAGAAAAUCCCUGUAAUUGUUGCUACCAUCAGUUUUGGAAUGGGAGUUGACAAAGCUAAUGUCAGAUUUGUUGCACACUGGAAUUUGGCAAAGUCUAUGGCUGGGUAUUAUCAGGAAUCAGGAAGGGCGGGAAGAGAUGGGAAGAUAUCCUGUUGUCGCCUCUAUUACUCUCGGACUGACAGGGAUCAAGUCAGCUUCUUAAUCAAGAAAGAAAUAUCUAAACUCCAGGAGAAGCGAGGUACCUUGAAAGAAUCAGAUAAAGCUAUGAUGACAGACUUUGAUGCUAUGGUGGCCUUCUGUGGAGAGCUCGGCUGUCGACACGCUGCCAUAGCCAAAUACUUUGGAGAUGCCAUCCCGCCAUGCAACAAAUGCUGUGAUUAUUGUAAGAACCCGGCAGCUGUGAAAAAGCAUCUUGAAGCACUGGAGCAAUGUACCAGUAGCUGGAACAGGACCCACAUUGGAUCCUCUACUUACUCAACCGACCAAGACUUAUAUGAAGGAGGAAGAAGAGGCUGCGGUGGCUUCAGCAAGUAUGAUGAAGACAGUAGGAGUGUGGAUGAAGCCAAUGAAGAGAAUCGGAAAAAGGAAUGGAAUAACUUUUAUAAGCAACAGAUGAAGCUGCGCAAGGGUAAAGAAGCUGAAAAAGACAAUUUUGUUCCCCCAGAUGCUGAUUGUCCCUUGAAGGAUGCAGCCAGCAGGAAAAUAGCCAAAAUCACAGUGAAGGCUAGAGAGCACUGCCUUAAGAUGCUAGAAGAAGCGCUGAACAACAAUCUGCAAGCCCCACUAACAAAAAACAGGUCAGAUCUUCUAACAUGUGUUGUGGAAAUGGAGUAUGAGGCUUUCCAGAUCAGUAAGACAGCAAAUUUAUACAAGGCAGCUGUUCUCAAGAAGGUGGCAGAAAUUAACAAAGCUUCCAAAGAUGGAGAGUUAUAUUCUGCACUUUCCUCGGGCAUCAAUGGCUGUCCCAGGAUAAAAGCUGAACCAACUGCAACCGCUGAUGAUGGUUUCCAUAUACCAUCCAAGAUGAACACGUUCAAACCCAAGAGGGUGGGAAUUGGAUUUCGGAAGACAUCAGAUGUGUUCCAGUCAGCUUCAGAAGCGUUGGUGGCCAAGGUGGAGGAGGAUGAAGUUAAUCCUGAUAAAGAGGAAAUGAGCCUAAUCUGGAAAGGUGAUUGCAGUCAUAACCCUGAGCCUCAGGACAUGGUUAGAACUCCUGAGAAUGAAGUGAAACUAUCCAAAGAAAUCAACAAUGCUGGUGAAGUUCUUGAGGAGGGGCGACAAGGCACUUCCAAUCGUAAAGCCUCCUUGGGCGUUAGUCCUGCCAAGAAGAGCAAGCUUACCAAGAAGCAGCUGCUGCUGGCAGAAGCAGCUCGGAAAGAAUCUCAGAACAUUUCCAGAUUCUUAUCUGGCCAGAAAACAGGCUCUAAGGCCUUGGACUCAGUACUUGAUUUAGGAAAGGAGGAGGAAAACUAUUAUCUCAGUGAACAGCUGCCAUUUCCUUCUAAAGGACUCUGUGAAGAGAAAGGCUGCUCUGAAUCUGAAAUGAUCUCCAAAGAAGAAAUAGGUGGUGCGUUCCACUUACAAAAGCAGGAGUUUGGAGAAACAGGGGACAGUCCAGCAAUAAGACCUCACAACUCAGGAACAGAAUCUUCGUGUCCAAGGUCACCCCUUGGAAAACCAGGCAGUCCUAAGCUUUUGCGUGAAGAUGGAAUGGCUAACGGCUGUGGAAACUGUAACGGAAAGAGACCGGGAUCAGAUGAGGACUUGGAAAAUUCUGCCGAAAAGAGACUCCGGGUUAUGACAUCUUCCAUCUUGUUGCAGUCAGAGGGGAAAGUCGGUGGCCCUGUAAAAAAGAAGGUCACCUUCGAUCCAAGCUUGUCACAAACUGAUAAGGAAGGAACUGCUAAAAUCAUUCACCUGUCUACACUGACCCUGUCACUUAAGCAGACAGCAGACAUUGUUGUCAAAUACUUAACACCUUUCUACAAAGAUGGCAAAUUUGCUUCCAAGGAUCUGUUUAAGGGGUUUGCUCGACACCUUUCUCAUUUGCUGGCUGCAGACAAGAGUCCCCUUCGCAAGACGGUGAAAGAAGAAGCACAGAGACUGAUCAAGGGAUUUUUCAGAACUCAUGGCAGGUGUGAAAAUGAGACAGACUGGCUGGAGUUAACCAACUCGGAAACGUGACGGGGCAGAUACCUGUUCUCCCUGCUUCUUGGAGCUACUGGAGCUAAGCUCCCUAUGGAUUUCAUCUGAGCUGCCCUUAAUGGUGAUAUAAUAGGAAGCCCAAAGUAAAGUUUCUUGGAGUCCUGGUUCCUUUGAAAACAGUGCUGUGAAUCGGACCUCAUUUGCAUAACAGUCUUCCCCUAUGGUGAACAGUUCUUUCAAAUUCAGUUCACAGGUCUGUUAGGUCUCUGGUGUUUCAGUGCAUUUUGCUUCCUUUAACAAAUGCAUAGGGACUAGAAAUGACUGACUAGGGAGCCUGCUGCUAUCUAAGAUUGCUCUCCUCCCCUUUUAACAUGGAUGAGCUUUAAGCAGAAACAAAUGCGUGUACUUCACUCAGGGAUUAUAUGCUUCAAAUGCGAAUUACUGUGCGGUACACUUGCUUUGAAGAAAACCAAUUUGACAUUAGAAGGGAGUCUUGAAGAGUUUGGGGGAUAUCCCUUUGGUUUUUGUUGCUUCAAGAUGUUGGUGUUUCCUUUUAUUCUAGAAAAUGGCCUCUAGCACUAGCAAUAGAACCUUUUAAAGCCUACACAUUGCAAUAAAAAUGAGAGAUAUGGGCAAGACUAGCAGUUUCUCAUACUACCAGUGUUAAAACAUUGCAAAUAAAGUCAGCUGAAGGACUAAAUGUUACAUGAAAAUACAUGUAACAUAACCCUGACAGCCACGAUAAAAACAUGCACACAACCACUUUAAGACGGAGUGGAGUAGCAGUGGGUGAAAGGAUCCUGUAGUAGAUAAACCUAUCCUCUGAUACCCUUCUCCCACCAGUGCUGUUAGGGUUUUGUUAUACGCAUCUGUAUGUAGCAUUGAGUUUAUUUUUAAGAUGGAAAUACUUAGUCUUUUGUUCUUCUGUUCCUGUGAUGAUGUAUUCUCUUGUACGUGAGCUGGAAUAUGCAGACCUCUUCAUUUGUAAAUUCCAUUAUCUCUGCAUGUACAAUUUUCAGUUAGGAGGAGUUUUAUCUUUCUGCAAAACCUCAGGAAUAAAGAGAGCUCAGCCUAUAAUCUAAUUCUCCAGCUUUCCUACUUUUAUGUGACAAAAUCUUUAAAGAGGCAGUCUCUGUUGAUCUGUUUGCCUGACGAGCUGCAGCUGUUGAUGUCAAGGCUUAAAUGUAUCCUCGAGAGUAAUUGUCAUUGCAAUGGCCUUGUAUAAUAAUGUUGUCUCUAUUUGGACCUGUUCUGUACACAACCAGAACCCUUUUAAGUUGUUGCUGUGUGAUUUCAAUGGGUUUGUUCCGUUAGAACUUCUUUAAGAUGUUUUAUGACAGUAAAAACUUUUGUUGGAGAUAAGGAGCAGUGUUCCACUCUGCAGACUGUUUGAACCAGUAAAAAAAAAUAUGCAUUCACUGUGGUUUUUGUUGUUUAGUUGUGUACGGGCACACAGUGAAAGCAUAAAAUAAGGAGCCGUUGUCUUAUCCUCUGUGAUGUUGGCCCUUCCAAUAGCAACGGACUGCUUUGGGAAUGAAAUACUGAAAAUCCCAUUAGUAUUAAUGUUGAGAUUACUGCAGAAGGAAAAAAAAAACCAUCACAGUGGGUGCCGCUGUGAUUUCUUCUUAAGGCUUUGAUUUAUGUGUUUUGUGCUGAAUCUCUGCAGCCCUGGCUUCUUCCUACACCAACCAGUGUUGCUGGGAAAGAGAGAGGUUGGCCAUCAAACGAGCUGUGCUCUGGGAGUGAGGGGCUUGGUGUCGCUUUGCCUUCAAGCAAGAGGAAAGCAUUUGUUUUGUUUUACCUGCUCACUCAGGCACAGGUACUUCACUCGCCACUCAUAACCUUGCUAUGAGUUAUUCAGCGACUCUUAGCAAAUGACUACAAGUGAAAUAUUUGGGUUCUUUAUUAUUUCAUCUUCUAAAGCCAUAUUGUUGUGCUGUGCCUCUGUUCGAUCCUAAUUGGCUACUCACCAUUGUGGCAAAGUUGCCCAGAAGCUUUGGGGAGAUGCUGCUUUAUAAAGUUGAAUCUGAGCUAUAAAUCGCCUGCUUGGGAUAGAAGUUUUUACAGUUAUAUUUUGUUGCUCUAUGCCUUAGCUUUGUCCCUAAAUAAGUCGUUGAACUUUUUGGUAGGAGGAGCUCAUCGACAAAGGUGGGGAAGGCUGUGUAAUACAGUGGAACCAGAUCUUGUUACAUGACAAGCUGCUAAUAAAAUUAAUAUUAUAGAGGU